Striga asiatica is the source of this 1676-nucleotide messenger RNA. The record is from the annotation of a GenBank genome assembly. Lineage: Eukaryota; Viridiplantae; Streptophyta; Magnoliopsida; Lamiales; Orobanchaceae.
UAUCUGGUACUUUCAAUUUUUAUAGUCGGCUCGGCUCGGCUCGGCUCAAGUACUCAUCUCAUCUCAUCUACCGUUGGUUGUGCGAGCUUCAGAAAUCCCGUCCAAAAGCACAAAAUACAUCCUGAGCUGAAAUAAGAAUGGCUGAUCGCUUUUUCCUCAACACAAUACCUCAUGAAUCGCCAACAUCACAACCAUCUUCUACUUCUGAUUCCCUCACAAAGCUUCUCCACCUCCCCUACAAAACCCUAUCUCAGCUGCUCCUCAAAGCAGCUUUGGACCUCAAAGACGCUGUGGUGAAGGAGACAUGGAUUGCUAAAGGAAAACGUGUGGGCGAUUACAGUCUCUAUACUGGGGCUCUUGGGACUGCCUUCUUGUUGUUUAGAGCUUACCAGGUUACAGGCGACAACACUGAUCUUGCUCUUUGUUCUGAUAUCAUUAAGGCCUGCGAUUCUGCGUCUCGGGGCUCUGGGCGUGUCACUUUCAUAUGCGGACAAGCUGGUGUAUGCGCUCUUGGUGCUGUAGUAGCACAUCACAAGGGUGAUGAACAAUCAUGCCAGCAAUACAUAACACGGUUCAGAGAGAUUAAGCUCCCCAAGGAUCUUCCAGAUGAACUGUUGUAUGGCAGGGCUGGGUACUUGUGGGCAGCUGCUUUCUUGAACAAAAAUAUCGGUAGAAGCCCAAUAUCCUCCACUAGGAUGAGGGCUGUCGUGGAUGAAAUUAUAGACUCAGGACGAAAACUGGCGAAGGGAAAAAAAUGCCCAUUGAUGUUUGAAUGGCAUGGCAAAAAGUACUGGGGAGCGGCCCAUGGGGUGGCUGGUAUUUUGAACGUGUUAAUGGAUAUGGAUUUAAGCCAAGAUGAGCUGGAGGCUGUAAAGGAAACAUUGCGUUAUAUGAUUGAGAAUCGUUUCCCGAGUGGAAAUUACCCAUCAAGUGAAGGAAGUGAAACAGAUAGGCUUGUACAUUGGUGCCAUGGGGCUCCAGGUGUCGCCCUUACACUUGUUAAAGCAUACAAGGUUUAUAGAUGUGAAGAGUUUCUGCAAGCGGCAGUCGAUGCAAGUGAAGUGGUCUGGCAUCGAGGCCUUCUCAAACGAGUUGGGAUUUGUCACGGCAUAAGUGGGAACACCUAUGUGUUUCUUUCGUUGUACCAGCUAACAGGUAGACCAGAGUUUUUAUAUAGGGCCAAAGCAUUUGCUUGUUUUCUUCACGACGGGGCUCAAAGACUGAUUUCGGAAGGGGUCAUGCAUGGAGGAGAUUGUCCAUAUUCACUGUUUGAAGGUAUUGGUGGAAUGGCUUAUCUGUUUCUGGAUAUGAUUGAACCUUCCCAGGCUAGGUUUCCUGGUUAUGAGCUUUAAUUUACCCUUUUUUUUUUGGCUUCACACAAGUAUAUAUGCUUCGAUUUGUGUGUAUAGUACGGCAUUUUGAUCUCUCUAAAAAUUUGGGAUGGUAAUGGUAGCAUUUUAUUUGGGCAUCAGUUGAAGAUUUGUAGUUAAUAUAAUGACCAUAACAGUUAGUAUUUACUCAUAUAUCGUUGGAUUGAUCAUCUCCGAAAUUCUGUUCAUAUAUCUUGUUAUGAACAUGGAUUUCGUCAAAUUUAUUUCAUUACGAAGUUUAGCCGGAAUAACUUCAAUAGUUAUGUACAUAACCUCCUUUGAGGUUCAAUUAGAAGUUAAUUCUCA